UACAUCUUUAUUAAAGAUGGAUGCAAGAAAAUUCAUAGCAAUUUCCAUUUCAUACAGAAGAUGUAUAUAUAAUAUAAAUGCCUCCACAUGAAUUAGAAGCAGCAAACGCAGUAGUAAUCCUAAGUUAAUUAGCUUUAAUCUCCAUCCAUCCUUCCUUAGCUUGUGUCUUUACCGGCAGGUGUUUCCACCAUGGAAUCCACUUCUGAAACUAAUCAACUGCUCCUUCACUCAUCUUCCUCUUUAUUUCGGCGCUGCUGGCACUGCGAUGUUUUUUUGAGCUUUAGAGGUGAAGACACUCGAAAGUCCUUUACCGAUCAUCUCUUUGCAGCGUUGCGCCGAGUAGGAGUUUAUGCCUUCAAAGAUGCAGAAGAGCUCCAUAAAGGAGAGGACAUCUCCACUGACCUCAUUAAAGCAAUUCAAGAGUCAAUGAUUUCUAUCAUCGUGUUCUCCAAAACUUAUGCCUCCUCGCGGUGGUGUCUUGAGGAGGUUGUGAAGAUAGUGGAAUGUAAAGAAAAAGCAAAUCAGGUGGUUUUUCCCAUAUUCUAUGAUAUUGAUCCUUCUGAAGUGCGCAAACAAACCGGUGGGUUUGGUGACGCCUUAGCUCAACAUCAACAACAAUUUGGGACCAAAAAAGUUAGCCAAUGGAAAACAGCUUUGACUAAGGUUUCAAAUUUUUCUGGUUGGGAUUUACAAAAUGAUGCUGACGGGUAUCUCCCCUUAUAUUAAAAAAUAUAUAUAUUGAAUACUUUUUCUUAGUAUUUUUUAGUUGUCU
Ipomoea nil (Japanese morning glory) is the source of this 772-nucleotide messenger RNA. RefSeq names its product TMV resistance protein N-like. Gene Ontology annotation, biological process: signal transduction. NCBI's taxonomy places the organism in Eukaryota, Viridiplantae, Streptophyta, Magnoliopsida, Solanales, Convolvulaceae. The coding region runs from base 190 to 726 and encodes 178 amino acids. The transcript has a single exon. The record is from RefSeq and is a predicted model, not a curated record.